UGGCGAAAUACAUAGGGCAGUAAGAGUGGAGGAUAUAGGCCAGAAGGAAGCACAACUGUUUUAUAUUUCUAAAUGUGUUUAUUGCCUAACAAACAGACCCCAAAACGCAGCCGACAACACAAGUAAUUCCUUCUCUCUCACAGGAAUCUGAGGUUUCAGCAAUGGACUCUCUCUCAGCAUCAAACGGUAGCUUUACUCUUGACCUUUUCAAAAAGCUGAAUGAAUCUUUUAAAGGCAAAAACAUUUUCUUUUCCCCUUGGAGUAUUUCAUCUGCUCUGGCCAUGACUUAUGUGGGGGCAAAAGGUAACACUGCAACGCAGAUGGCUGAGGUGCUUCAUUUUAAGAAAACUACAGGAACCGGAGGCUGUUUGCAGGUGACAAGAACUUCUCGUGGGAGGCCAAAGAAAAGGAAGAUGGAAUCUGAGGACUGCAAAGCUGAAGACAUUCAUUCUGAGUUCCAGGCAUUAAUCUCUUUAAUCAACAAACCCCAAACUUCUUAUUUGCUUAAAACUGCCAACAGACUGUAUGAGGAACAGACCUUCCAAUUCCAUAGUGGAUACAUAGAAUUCGUUAAAAACUAUUACCAUGCAGAGCCCCAAGCAGUUAACUUUAAAAAAGCUGCAGAACAAGUCAGAAAAGAAAUCAAUUCCUGGGUUGAAAGCCAAACUGAGGGGAAAAUCCAGAACCUGCUGCCUAGAGGUUCUGUUGAUCCCAACACCGCACUGGUCCUGGUUAAUGCCAUUUACUUCAAAGGAAAAUGGGAAAAGAGAUUUCUGAAUGAAAACACAUCUGAGAAUCUCUUCAGAUUGAGCAAGACCAAGACUAAACCAGUGCAGAUGAUGUUUCUAAAAGAUACAUUUCCAAUAUGCUACUUGGAAACAAUGAAGGUCAAAAUUGCUGAGCUUCCAUACGUUAAUAAUGACCUCAGCAUGCUCAUCCUAUUACCAGAUGACAUUGAGGAUAAAUCUACUGGUCUGGAACAGCUAGAGAGGGAAUUGACCUAUGAGAAGUUAUCGAAGUGGACCAGCCCAGAAAUGAUGAAGACAACUGGAGUGGAGUUGUUUCUGCCCAGGAUCAAGCUGGAAGAGAGCUAUAACCUCAAGUCCACUUUGAGCAGUAUGGGGAUGAAAGAUGCCUUCAGUCAGAGCCAAGCUGACUUCAAAGGGAUGUCUGAGCAUAAUGAUCUGUUUUUGUCACAAGUUUUUCACAAAUCCUUUGUUGAGGUCAAUGAAGAGGGCACUGAGGCUGCAGCUGCCAGUGCAGUCGUUGUAGUAGUGAGAUCAUCUUUAAAUCAUGUAAGAUUUAAGGCAGAUCACCCUUUCCUCUUCUUUAUCAGACACAAUAAAACCAACAGCAUCCUCUUCUUUGGCAGAUUCUGCUCCCCCUAGAAUGUAUUACUCUCUGCUACCAAAUAACAUCAUUUGCUCACCGUGCAACUAGGAAAUACAAAUUGAAACCUGAAAUUCAAAGCUUAGGUCUAGUUCUUGCUUUUAGUUAGAGCCCUGAGCAUAAGCUGCCUCCGUCAGGAGUAGCCUCAGAAGUAAUUGUGCCUCAGAGACACACACUGAGGCACAUUUUCUCCUGUGCUCCUCUGCUGUACUGAGCAGACAGUAAUCUACUGCAGCCCCUUACAGAGUGCAGCAUACUACCCACUGCACUGAGCCUGCUCUCCUGGCUAGUAUUAUGGGGGCCAGAGUCAUGGCUCUGUAGCCUCUGUCCCUCCCCACUCAUUUGUUCACAGGACAGGAGAAUACAUCUCAGCGUUCAUGCCAUGACCGCAUCACCAUACCUGCAGACAAGAUGGGGGCAGGUCUAAAGCAGUCAUGCUGAAUGAUUUGGGGGAGGAGGGAGCUCUUAAUCUCUGCUACUGUCGCCCAUGGACACAUUAGACCCAGUCACAGUCAAGUGCUUAAUAAUUAAGUCUCUUCUUCGCACGUAUUGCAGGUCUGUUUACAAAGGGUAACAGAAAACACAUUAAAGUUCUGUUUGCAAAUCCCAGGCAAUAACAAUGCCAGUUAAUGAUAGCGAUUCAGCAUUAACUCUGAAUUUCAUAAUAUUUGCCUUGAGUUUAUUUAUGAAGUUUUUCCCACCCAAAAUAUAUUUUCUUUUGUUCUUUCAGAGUGUUAAAAUAGAAAUUUAACCUCAUCACAUACUGACCACAGCAUUCUAUUUGGAACUAUGCCAUUCUGUCUAAAUGACAGAUGCUCGAUCAUUUAGAAGUCAGUCUGCUGGACAUACAUUGUACAUUCAUAAGUGCUAAAAGAGUUCUUCAAUCAGUAACAACACUGCUCAUAGAAGCAUAGGAAAAUCAACAUUAGGCCAAAUCCUCCACCCAUUGAUUUCAUUAGGAGUGUGAUUUGGCUGACUAAAGUGUUAGCACAUAGACGUAACGAGUUUGUUAGAGAUUUUAUUGUCUGACGUGUAAUAAACUUGGAAGUGUACAAAAACAUUACAUAUCUUUAGUUUAAAUUUUCACUUUGAAAAUUAACAUUUUGGAAAUUAUUGUAAUUUCAUAAAAUCUAAGGCAAAAGCAUGUGAAAUUCAGUGCUCCCUAGAGGCUCUUUAAACUAAACAUUUAUAUUUACUAAGACCAUCCUUUACCUCCCUAAGGGCCCAAUUCAGUUUUUACUGAUGUUAGAGGAAGGACUCUGGAUGAGGCACUAAACAUUCUGCCAAUGCUCUCUGACAAUGUUGGCACAGAGUCAGUGAACUGGCCUAGCCUCCCCAGCCAGUGAACUUGUCAUCUUUGUCCAUUUCAUGACCUGCUGCUGUUUCUAGAGGGCUAUGCAGGUGUGUCAUGUUGCUCAUACUAAUGUUUGUUCCUGUGCCUGACUUUUUUAAAAUAUUUGUAAAUUAGAUUGUCUAACAAUUCUGAUGGGCACAACUGAUAUGAAAACUUUCACCAGCAUGCCUCCUGUCUGUCUAUAUGUCCAUGAGCAUUAUAAUCUAAAACCUGCAGCAUUCAAACAACAGUCAUGUGUUGUUAAUGUAAUUACUGGUUGUAAUUUGCACCCAUUCCUAGAUACCUGUAUCACUAAUAAAGUAGAAAAAAUAGACUUUCAUUUCAAGAAUGCAGUUUAGCAAAGAUAUUCCUGUUAUUUACCCAAAUUCCAAUGUGCUUUUAGCUGAUAUUUUACUCCAUAACUCUAGUGUGUGACUUGCACUUAAAGCAAUAAAAAAACACCGUGAUUAUGUUUCUAUAAUUCAAACUGGUGAUUUAGUUGAUUAUAGAUAGUGGGGGGGGUUGCGGAGCAGGGGAGUUGUCAAUACUGUUUUGUUAUGCUAUGAUAGUCUAAGCACUCUUAAUAUUUACAGUAUGUUUUCAUUGUUACCAUUCCAAAAUGAUCAUCAUUUAACUAGGGUUGAUUAUGCCCAGUGCUUAAUUUGUAAUGAAAGAGGUGCCAGGGCUCAACAAUUUUAUUUUUUUUUACAUACAUAACAGAUUCAGCAAGCCCAGAGGUGCCGGAGCUGUGAACUGCCAAGCCUAGAGGUGCCAGGGCUCAGCCCUGGAAAAAUCUGGCACAAAUUAAGCACUGAUUACGCUCAGCUGAGAUUUUUAAAAAUACCAUUUUCUUUGUCUGCAUUAGGCUGCAAAAUGGUGUUUAAAAUCAUGUUAUUUAAAAUGUUAGCUAAUACAUUUGGUAAACACAUCUCCUUUUCCCAGUCUAGACAGGGCCUUAGUAACUUGCUUCUAUGAAUCUGCCGGGAGCAGCAUGUAUGAAAUUUAACCCUAACAGAACAACUCAAACCAGCAAAGAAGGCAGUGUGUGCAAACUUCACUGAACAUAACUAGCUCACUAAUA
This is a messenger RNA of Chrysemys picta bellii (western painted turtle), 3803 nucleotides long. Its product is annotated as serpin B10-like. NCBI's taxonomy places the organism in Eukaryota, Metazoa, Chordata, Testudines, Emydidae. Gene Ontology annotation, molecular function: serine-type endopeptidase inhibitor activity. The record is from RefSeq and is a predicted model, not a curated record.